Molecule: messenger RNA, 3109 nt
Organism: Prunus persica (peach)
Lineage: Eukaryota; Viridiplantae; Streptophyta; Magnoliopsida; Rosales; Rosaceae
Product: AMP deaminase
Exons: 19
Coding region: 154-2682 (842 amino acids)
Biological process (GO): AMP metabolic process; IMP salvage
Cellular component (GO): cytosol
Molecular function (GO): AMP deaminase activity
Source: RefSeq, a predicted model, not a curated record
UCGCGCUUGUCCCGAAUAAAAACAGAGAGCACUAUAUCUGUAGACUCUCUCUGCUGAGCUCUUCAGUAGGGUUUUGUUUCUCUCUCUAACUGAAAUCGGAACCACCAUUUUUCUAACGUUGAUAGUAUUCUGAGAAUACGGAACGCGCGAGAAAUGGAGUCGUAUGCGAUACAUUUGGCCAUGGCGGCUCUGGUUGGUGCUUCGCUGGUGGCUGUGUCGGCCUACUAUAUGCACCGCAAAACCCUAAAUCAGCUUCUUGAGUUUGCGAAGACGGUGGAGAGGGAGAGAGAGGACAACUCCGAUGGCGGUGACUCACCGCAGCACAUGAAAAAGCGUAGAAGCCACGCGCGUCGCAAGGGCAGCGGCUAUUACCGGCGGUGCUCGGCGUCGUUGCCGGACGUGACGGCGAUCUCAGGCGGGAUUGACGGUGACGAUCAUAGGCGCAACGGCUUGCUUCCGGUUGAUGGUAUUCCUGCCGGGUUGCCGAGGCUGCACACGCUUCCGGAAGGGAAAUCUACUGAGCUUGCGAGUUCAGCUAAGAGAACUGGUAAUCUUAUACGUCCAACUUCUCCUAAGUCUCCAGUUGCAAGUGCCAGUGCCUUUGAGAGUGUAGAAGGAUCAGAUGAUGAAGAUAAUAUGACUGACAAUGCUAAACUAGGCACUGUGGGGCCAGAUGGUAAAAUCCUUUUUGAGAAUUUACCGAACCAUGUUAAUGCCAAUGGAGAGCAAAUUCCUAUAGCUCCUUCAAGUAUGAUUCGGUCCCAUAGUGUAUCUGGUGAUCUGCAUGGCGUUCAGCCUGAUCCAAUUGCAGCUGAUAUUUUAAGGAAAGAGCCAGAACAAGAGACUUUUGCUAAACUUAAAAUUACUCCUACUGAAGUGCCAUCUACCGAUGAAGUGGAGGUCUAUGUGGUUCUUCAAGAAUGCCUUGAAUUGCGAAAAAGAUAUGUAUUCAGCGAGACAGUUGCUCCGUGGGAGAAAGAAAUUAUAUCUGACCCCAGUACCCCAAAGCCUAACCCAGCACCAUUUUUUUAUACUUCUGAGGAGAAGUCUGAUCAUUAUUUUGAAAUGCAAGAUGGGGUUGUUCAUGUGUAUCCUAAUAAAGAUUCAAGAGAAGAGCUUUUUCCUGUUGCCGAUGCAACAACCUUCUUUACUGACCUACAUCACAUACUUCGAGUUAUAGCAGCAGGGAAUAUCAGAACUUUAUGCCAUCAUCGACUGAAUCUUCUGGAACAAAAAUUCAAUCUUCAUUUAAUGCUUAAUGCGGAUAGGGAAUUUCUGGCUCAGAAAAGUGCUCCGCAUCGUGACUUUUAUAAUGUCAGAAAAGUUGAUACACAUGUUCAUCAUUCGGCAUGCAUGAACCAGAAACAUCUUUUGAGGUUUAUAAAAUCAAAGUUGAGGAAAGAGCCUGAUGAGGUUGUGAUAUUUCGAGAUGGAACCUAUUUGACCUUGAAAGAGGUUUUUGAGAGUUUGGAUUUGACUGGGUACGACCUAAAUGUUGACCUUUUGGAUGUUCAUGCAGACAAGAGCACAUUUCAUCGUUUUGAUAAGUUUAAUCUCAAGUACAACCCCUGUGGUCAAAGUAGGCUUCGUGAGAUUUUCCUUAAGCAGGAUAAUCUUAUUCAAGGUCGUUUCCUUGCUGAGCUGACCAAGCAAGUGUUUUCUGAUCUGUCUGCCAGUAAAUAUCAGAUGGCUGAGUACAGAGUAUCAAUAUAUGGUAGGAAGCAAAGUGAGUGGGACCAAAUGGCUAGUUGGAUAGUGAACAAUGAAUUAUACAGUGAGAAUGUUGUUUGGUUGAUUCAGUUGCCACGGUUGUACAAUAUAUACAAGGAAAUGGGAAUAGUAACAUCAUUUCAGAACAUUCUUGACAAUAUCUUUAUUCCACUAUUUGAGGUUACCAUAGAUCCAGAUUCUCAUCCACAACUGCAUGUUUUCCUGAAACAGGUUGUGGGGUUAGAUUUGGUGGAUGACGAAAGCAAACCUGAAAGACGCCCCACAAAACACAUGCCAACACCAGCACAAUGGACCAAUGUAUUCAAUCCUGCAUUUUCAUACUACGUGUACUACUGUUAUGCUAAUCUCUACACAUUAAACAAGCUUCGUGAAUCAAAAGGCAUGACAACAAUCAAAUUUCGUCCGCAUUCUGGGGAGGCUGGUGACAUUGACCACCUUGCUGCAACCUUUCUUACCGCAAAUAAUAUUGCACAUGGAAUCAAUUUGAGAAAAUCUCCCGUGCUUCAAUAUCUGUAUUAUUUAGCCCAGAUUGGCUUGGCUAUGUCACCCCUGAGCAACAAUUCUCUGUUUUUGGACUACCAUCGGAACCCUUUUCCUAUGUUUUUCUUACGAGGUCUUAAUGUUUCUCUUUCUACUGAUGAUCCUCUCCAAAUCCACUUAACAAAAGAACCUUUGGUGGAAGAAUAUAGUAUAGCUGCUUCUGUAUGGAAAUUGAGUUCAUGUGACCUAUGUGAAAUUGCCCGUAAUUCUGUCUACCAAUCUGGUUUUUCACACGCACUUAAGUCACACUGGAUUGGCAGAGAGUACUAUAAGAGAGGGCCAGAUGGAAAUGACAUCCACAAAACAAACGUGCCUCAUAUCCGGGUGGAAUUUCGUGAAACGAUCUGGAGAGAAGAGAUGCAACAGGUUUAUCUCGGAAAGGCCAUGAUCCCUAAAGAAGUUGAGAGGUGAUGUCGAAAGGCAUGCGCAACUUUAAGCCAUACUUGAAGAGUAAUCUGAUAAGAUGUACGACUGGCUAGCGAUUCUUGUUUAAAGGAUAUGCCAUACAUUCCAGGGAAGUGCCAGAAGCCAUAUGCAAGCAUGAGGCAAUGGUUGGGGGGUCUAAGAAUGAGGUGGACAUGUACAUGCCCAAAGUCGAGAUUAAGAAGUGCGUCACUUCAGAUUCAGCUAGAGUUAGUUGGAGUCGAGAAAUACAGACAAGAAAGAGGAAAUGCCACUCGAUCCUUAGUCAAAUAAGAGUGGUUUUUGUACUACUGAAGUUAAUUACUAGGGUUUCAUAAUUAACUUCGCUGUAACAUGAAUAUUGAAUAUUGUAUUGUCGCAGUUAGUUUUAUGUCAGAGAUAUCACAAUAUGAUGCUCAUUCAAGACUCCUAUAAA